CCGGGGGAAGAGUUGGGAAGGAUGGGCCAGAGCUCCGGGCAGUGUGCGAGGCGCACGCACUGGAGCCUGCAGUCUGCGUCCCGCACCCCAGCAGCCGCGCCAUGAGCCGGAGUCUCUUGCUCCGGUUCUCGCUGUUCCUGCUCCUACUGCAGCUGCCCCCGGUCCUGCUCGCGGACCCCGGGGCGCCCACGCCAGUGAAUCCCUGUUGUUACUAUCCAUGCCAACACCAGGGCAUCUGUGUCCGCUUUGGCCUUGACCGCUACCAGUGUGACUGCACCCGCACGGGCUAUUCCGGCCCCAACUGCACCAUCCCUGAGCUGUGGACCUGGCUCCGGACUUCAUUGCGGCCCAGCCCCUCUUUCACUCACUUCCUGCUCACGCAUGGGCGCUGGUUCUGGGAGUUUGUCAACGCCACCUUCAUCCGAGAGAUGCUCAUGCGCCUGGUACUCACAGUGCGCUCCAACCUUAUCCCCAGUCCCCCCACCUACAACGCAGCACAUGACUAUAUCAGCUGGGAGUCUUUCUCCAAUGUGAGCUAUUACACUCGUAUUCUGCCCUCUGUGCCUAAAGACUGCCCCACGCCCAUGGGAACCAAAGGGAAGAAGCAGUUGCCAGACGCCCAGCUCCUGGCCCGCCGCUUCUUGCUCAGGAGGAAGUUCAUACCUGACCCCCAAGGAACCAACCUCAUGUUUGCCUUCUUUGCACAACACUUCACCCACCAGUUCUUCAAAACUUCUGGCAAGAUGGGUCCUGGCUUCACCAAGGCCUUGGGCCAUGGGGUAGACCUCGGUCACAUUUAUGGAGACAAUCUGGAGCGUCAGUAUCAACUGCGGCUCUUUAAGGAUGGGAAACUCAAGUACCAGGUGCUGGACGGAGAAAUGUACCCUCCCUCCGUAGAAGAGGCGCCUGUGUUGAUGCGCUACCCUCGAGGCACCCCGCCCCAGAGCCAGAUGGCCGUGGGCCAGGAGGUGUUUGGGCUGCUUCCUGGGCUCAUGCUGUAUGCCACGCUCUGGCUGCGCGAGCACAAUCGUGUGUGUGACCUGCUGAAAGCUGAGCACCCCACCUGGGGCGAUGAGCAGCUCUUCCAGACGACCCGCCUCAUCCUCAUAGGAGAGACCAUCAAGAUUGUUAUCGAGGAGUACGUGCAGCAGUUGAGUGGCUAUUUCCUGCAGCUGAAGUUUGACCCAGAGCUGCUUUUUGGUGUCCAGUUCCAGUACCGCAACCGCAUUGCCUUGGAGUUCAACCAGCUCUACCACUGGCACCCCCUCAUGCCCGACUCCUUCAGGGUGGGCUCCCGGGAGUACAGCUAUGAGCAGUUCUUGUUCAACACCUCCAUGUUGGUGGACUACGGGGUUGAGGCCCUGGUGGAUGCCUUCUCUCGCCAGAGAGCUGGCCGGAUCGGUGGGGGCAGGAACAUGGACCACCACGUCCUGCAUGUGGCUGUGGAUGUCAUCAGGGAGUCUCGGGAGCUGCGGCUGCAGCCCUUCAAUGAGUACCGCAAGAGGUUUGGCAUGAAGCCCUAUACCUCCUUCCAGGAGCUUGUAGGAGAGAAGGAGAUGGCAGCGGAGUUGGAGGAGUUGUAUGGAGACAUUGAUGCAUUGGAGUUCUAUCCUGGGCUGCUUCUUGAAAAGUGCCAUCCGAACUCUAUCUUUGGGGAGAGUAUGAUAGAGAUUGGGGCUCCCUUUUCCCUCAAGGGUCUCCUAGGGAAUCCCAUCUGUUCUCCGGAAUACUGGAAGCCGAGCACAUUUGGCGGCGAGAUGGGCUUUAACAUCGUCAAGACGGCCACACUGAAGAAGCUGGUCUGCCUCAACACCAAGACCUGUCCCUACGUUUCCUUCCGUGUGCCAGACGGCAGUCAGGAUGAGGGGCCUGCUGUGGAGCGACCGUCCACAGAGCUCUGAGGGGCAGGAAAGCAGCGUUCUGGAGGGGAGAGCUUUGUGCUUGACAUUCCAGAGUGCCGAGGCCAGGGUUGAUAGUCUCAAAUGCUCAUUUUCUGGUUUGGCAUGGUGAGUGUUGGGGUUGACAUUUAGAAUUUUUGAGUCUCACUCGUUAUCUGCACUAUUGCGAUUCUGUUUGUCCUUCCAGAAUGCCGAGUUCCUUGUUAGCCCUUCAGAUGGUUAGGAGUGGUUCUCAUUUGGCCUGCCAGAAUACUGGGUUCUUAGUUGACAACCUAGAAUGUCAGAUUGCUGGUUGAUUUGUAACACCGGCAUUCUAGAAUGUGGAGCGCCUGAUGAAGUCUUCUAGAAAGUUCUGGGGUUCUUAUUUUGCAUUCCAGAAUCUUGACUUUCUGAUUGGUGAUUCAGAGUUUUGUGUUCCUGGCUGCUGAUGAUCCAGAACAGUGGCUUCUAUCCCAAAUCAGUCAGCAUCUGAAUGUCUAGAAUGUGGAUUUGAUUCAUUUUCCUGUUUAGUGAGAUAUCAUAGAGCGGGUGAUCAAGAAUGUCCAACAAGAAUGUAUUCCCUGAAUCUGUGCCUGCACUGAGGGGGGAAGGAGGUGGGGUUUUCCUCUUGGGAUCCCCCUUACAUCCUGCUCUGAGGAUGUAGAGAGAACAGGUGGGCUUUAUUCAUGCCGUUGGUUGGAAGCUGCCAGAGCUCUGUUCCCAUCCAGGUCUUCACUUAUGGCAGCUGUUUCUCAUGAAGCUAAUAAAAUUCACUUUCUAAAGUUGCCUGUUACAUAUCUCUUUUGGCCCCGUCCCCCAAGGCAGAGGCAACACAGGAAUGUGGCUAGCCUUUCUCCUGGCCGAAGCUGGGUGUGCUAGAGUUUGCAGCACGAGACUCCGCUGGGAUCCCUGGGCCCAUCACUGUGUAGAUGUGUUACCACUCGCGCUUCAUUUCUCCCUGCGGGCCAGGCACUGGCCUUUUCAGGAUGCUCUCCUAAAAUACCCGUUGCCCCAGCCCCGGGAGAUGUAACAUUCAGUUCCCACCAUCUGAUUAAAACAAUUUCCUCCCUUGCAGAGCGUACAACAGAGGAGGCACCAGGGAGGCGAGCACAUACUGUGUGCCAAUUUCACACUUUUAAUUCUCAUUUGUUCUCACACCAACAGUGUGAAGUGCGUGGUAUAAUCUCCAUUUCAAAACCAAGGAAGCACCUUCAGAGCUCAGGCUGAGUCCAGAAUUUGUGCUCCUCUUGAUUUCCGGGUUGACUCAAUUCCAGGCCUGUCUGGCUCAGGGUCAGAGACAGAAUGGUGGAGUGCAGCCUCCACCUUAUAUUCAGGCUGCUCAUUCAGUCCCAAAUGUGUAUUUUCCUAAGUGCUUACUGUGCGCCAGUUCCUGUUAACAGGUGUGGGGACACAGCAGUGAGUAAUCAAUGCAGACAAGGCUCUGCCCUUCGGGAGCUCACACUCUAGUGGCAGAAAAACAGACAAUAAAUAAGGAAACGAUGAAAUAAGAUAUAUGCAAGGUGGGUGUGACUUCCCUUCUAACCCCCUCUGCUCUGUCCUCCCCUCCUGCAGUCUCAAGACCAGAGACCCAAUAGCAGUGAUCUCAGGGCAGACAGUCCCCUGUCCCUCCACUCCAGCCCCGAGACCUUUUCCUCAGGAUCUCUAUAGGAAGCAGAGAGAAGAGACAGUGGUAAAAUGAGGGGUUGAGGGAAGUCCUUGGGGUUAAGUCUCCUAUCUUAUAGUCCAGAAACUCCUGUUUCUCCUCAGUUGGCUGGAAACUGCUCCCAUCAUUCCUCUGGUUCCUGUUGAAUGCAGAGAAUGCAAUCCUUCCCUGCUCUCGCAAUUGCUCUGACGUAGAAAGAUCCUUUGCGUGCUGGAAGUGUCCAUAAAGAGGUUGUGCCCUGUCCUUGCUUGCAGAUUCUGUUUCCCUUCUUCUGCUAAUACCUCUUACUUUGCUUGAGAGUACUCUCCUCUCUUAUUAAUUUCAGUCUUGGUGGUUCUAUCAGGGGUGCAUUCUGGCCAAGGGGUGGGCCUGUGAAUCAAUCCCCAGCAAUCAGACACCUUCUCCUUCAAAACUGGCCCUUGGAUAUUGAGGUCAUUGACGCUGAUUCAUCCCCACAGCUGGGUCUGACAAGAUGGUCCAUUUGUUCCUGCUUCUGAGAUCCCCAGGGCAGCCUGGAUUCCUGCCCUUCUGAAGACUUUAGCUUUUCCUUCCAUCCAGUGGCCUAUUCCAGGGAUUCCUCUUUUGCUUAAAUCAGUUGGAGUUUGUGUCUGUUGCUUGUAAUCAAGCCUUUAUAGCUGCUGGACUGAGUGACACAAGCACUUUAAUGGGCUGGAGGGACUUUUAAUCAGUGAAGAUAUAAUCAGACGAAUGUUUUAGAGAGAUCACUCUCAGGAAGGGUGGACGACAGCAGAGGACAGGAAGCUGGCAGAACUGAGGAGGCUGCAGCUGUGGUCCAUCCAGGAGCUGAUGGCAGCUGGGGCCAGAGGAAGGGCUUUGGGGAUGGAAGCACGGGACAGGUUCCAGAGUAUUCAUCUCCUGAAUGCAGGUGCCUAGAUUAGGUAGACUUUGCUUAGUAUGGACAAUUGCAUGUGAAAGUUUUGUGAAAAGAAACAGGCUAAAUGCACCUAGAAAGCUUCUUCAGAGUGAAGAAACUUAAUGCUUGUAAUUGGAACACUUGUCCCUGGAGUUCUGAUUUGGUGGCUGUGAUGGUUGGUUUUAUUUGUCACUUUGGUUGGGCUGUAGCACCCAGUUGUUUAAUAAAACACUAAUCUAGGUGUGGCUGUGAAGGUAUUUUGUAGAUAUGAUUAACAUCUACAAUCAGUUGACUUUAAGUAAAGGAGAUUACUUAAAUAAUUUGAGUGAGCCGCACCUAAUUAGUUGAAAGACCUUAAGAACAAAAACUGCAGUUUCCUGGAAAAGAAGAAACUCUGUCUCAAGACCGUAGCCAUUGACUCCUGCCUGAGCUUCCAGCCUGCUAGUCUGCCCCAUGGGUUUCAGGUUUCCCGACCCCAACAGCUGUGUGAGCCAAUGACUAAAAAUAAAGCUACAUACAGCCA
Molecule: messenger RNA, 4937 nt
Organism: Cebus imitator (Panamanian white-faced capuchin)
Lineage: Eukaryota; Metazoa; Chordata; Mammalia; Primates; Cebidae
Gene: PTGS1
Product: prostaglandin-endoperoxide synthase 1
Exons: 11
Coding region: 102-1901 (599 amino acids)
Biological process (GO): cyclooxygenase pathway; response to oxidative stress
Cellular component (GO): neuron projection; cytoplasm
Molecular function (GO): peroxidase activity; heme binding; prostaglandin-endoperoxide synthase activity
Source: RefSeq, a predicted model, not a curated record